AUGUCGGAAAUAUCCUUACAAGGACUUUCCGGUGACCAGCCAGCAGAUUUUCCGGCAUCCUUACAGGGAUUCUCCGGCAACCAGCCAGUAAUUUUCCCGGAAUCCUCACAGGGAGUCGCUGGUGACCAGCCAGCAGUUUUUUCAGCAUCCUUACAGGGAGUCUCCGGUGACCAGCCAACAGAUUUUCCGGCAUCCUUACAGGGAGUCUCCGGCAACGCCGAUCUUUUGUCGGAGAUUCUCCUCCGGCUACCUCCAAAAUCCCUUCUCCGAUUCCAAGCCGUUUGUAAAGACUGGUUUUCGAUCAUCUCAAGCCGUACAUUCCGGCAACUUCACUGCCGGAGAAAACUCACUUCCGGCAAAGUUGACGGACUAUUCUUCUGCUGGUGGGUCUAUGGUAAUAACUAUGUUGACUUUAUCCCUCUCAAUGGGAUACCCAAAAAGCAAAGGGGUAUGAUUCCUUCAGCACUCAAAAAUAUUGCUAAUUCUACAUCAUCAAAAAUUGAACAAUUACAUUCCUGUAAUGGGUUGUUCUGUAUAAGUUUCAAUUUGGGUAUUGAAAAUCUUGAUUAUUAUGUCUAUAAUCCUAGUACAAAUCAGCAUAGAUUGAUUCCACUCCCAUAUUUAGGUAUAAAAGCUUAUGAGAUUGUUGUAAUGAAUUUGGCUUUUGAUCCUAUGGUAUCUGAUUGUUAUAAACUUGUAUGUGUGAUGAAAUUAAAUGGGGUAUAUGAAAUUUUUGUAUAUUCAUCAGAAACUGAAGUUUGGAGAGAUUGUAUGGAGAUGGAGAUGGAGAUGUUGAAUCAACAUUGUUUAGGUCAGGGUGUUUUCUUGAAUGGUUGUAUGCAUUGGGUUAGUGAAAUGUCGUCUUUCUUAAGGUUCGAUUUGGAUUUGAUGUGUUUUAGAGAUAUGCCUAGUACUGAUAUUCCUGUUGGAGUGUUGAAAAGGAGUAUAAGGUAUUUUGGGGAGUCGGGUGGACAUUUGCAUCUAAUUGAGGUACAUGGGUUAAGGUCGAUGAGUUUUGAAGUUCUUGAGAUGGAGAUUGAUUAUUCUAAGUGGUUUGUGAAGUAUCGUGUUGAUCUUAGUUCGUUGCAUACUACUUAUCCGUUAAUGUUGAGUGAAGAACUUGAUUUACUAGAUGUGAAUGGUCGUACUUGCAAUGUUGUAUCUUUGGUUGUCAAUGAUAAGGAAGAUACAGCAAGGUUUUUGGUAACCACACCUGAUGUUAUCAUUGAAUAUGAUGCUCAUCUUAUGACUAUCAAGGAGGUUGCGGACAUAGAGAUAGCAAAGAUCCCUGUUAUCUGGGAAGAUGUUUCGGUGUUUGAAUGGUAUGAUACACAUCAAUAUGUUGAGACAAUGGCGCGUGUUUGAUAUUGCUAUGGUUUCUUGUAUAGAAGUUUGUUUACUUAAAGAAAGGAAGUGGUGAUGGAUGAACCAUAUUCAUGUAUAUAAACGACGUGAUCAUGGUCACUCUGACUCAUCAUUGAAGACGCGCUUAUGAUGUUUGUGGUCUAUUUGCUGGAAAGAAAUCUUGUUUUUUGCAUAAACUUCAUCAGAGAAUUGUAUUUGUGCAGUUUGACUCCAUCUCUAGUUGCUUUCUUCAUUUGUAAAUGUUUUGUAAAAUUACUAGUUUCCCAUGGAUGUAAUUGUCGUGUAAACGACUUGUUGUACAUUGACAAUUCAAGGUGGAUGAUAU
Messenger RNA from Solanum verrucosum, 1690 nucleotides. Its product is annotated as F-box protein At5g07610-like. Gene Ontology annotation, molecular function: protein binding. The coding region runs from base 1 to 1365 and encodes 454 amino acids. The record is from RefSeq and is a predicted model, not a curated record. The transcript has a single exon. NCBI's taxonomy places the organism in Eukaryota, Viridiplantae, Streptophyta, Magnoliopsida, Solanales, Solanaceae.